Talaromyces marneffei is the source of this 1098-nucleotide messenger RNA. RefSeq lists its product as uncharacterized. NCBI's taxonomy places the organism in Eukaryota, Fungi, Ascomycota, Eurotiomycetes, Eurotiales, Trichocomaceae. Bases 1 to 1098 code for a protein of 365 amino acids. The record is from RefSeq and is a predicted model, not a curated record. Gene Ontology annotation, biological process: intracellular protein transport; retrograde transport, endosome to Golgi. Gene Ontology annotation, cellular component: endosome; retromer complex. The transcript has 5 exons.
AUGGCUCCAUUCUUCUUCUCGACACCCGUCGACAUCGACGUCGUCCUCGAGGACAGCGAUGAACGACAAACCGUUGACGUGAAGCUGGACAAGGGCCGUCGCGAAAAGGCGCCGCUUUACAUGGAUGGAGAGUCUGUCAAGGGUGCAGUUACAGUGCGACCAAAGGAUGGGAAGCGAUUAGAGCAUACUGGUAUCAAAGUGCAGUUUAUUGGGUCAAUUGAAAUGUUCUUCGACCGCGGCAACCACUACGAAUUCCUCUCUCUCGUCCAAGAACUCGCCGCACCAGGCGAACUCCAACACCCCCAAACAUUCCCCUUCAACUUUAAAAACGUCGAAAAGCAAUACGAGUCAUACAACGGCAUAAACGUCAAGCUCCGAUACUUUGUGCGGGUCACAGUAUCGCGGCGCAUGGCUGACGUGAUACGAGAAAAGGAUCUCUGGGUCUACUCUUAUCGCAUGCCCCCUGAGACUAACAGCCCAAUCAAGAUGGAUGUCGGAAUUGAGGAUUGUCUGCACAUUGAGUUUGAGUAUUCAAAAUCACAGUAUCAUCUGAAGGAUGUUAUCGUUGGGCGAAUAUAUUUUUUGCUAGUCCGGUUGAAGAUUAAGCAUAUGGAACUUUCGAUCAUUCGGAGGGAGACGACGGGUGCAGCGCCUAAUCAGUACAAUGAGAGUGAGACGUUGGUCAGAUUUGAGAUUAUGGAUGGUUCUCCUUCACGAGGCGAGACGAUUCCUAUCAGAUUAUUCCUCGGCGGUUUCGACCUGUCACCUACUUUCCGCGACGUCAACAAGAAAUACUCAACCCGAUAUUAUCUCAGUCUGGUUUUGAUCGAUGAAGACGCUCGUCGCUACUUCAAACAAUCAGAAAUCGUCCUCUAUCGCCAAGCCCCUGAAAUCGCGCCCACACCGGAAGUCGCGCAGCAGCAAUUGAUUCAACAGCAACAACUGCAGAGACAGCAGCAAGUCCUUGUGGGACCAAGUAAGAAUCCGCAGUAUCAUCAGCCACCUCCUCAGGCUCAGGCUCAGGCUCAAGCUCAAGCUCCAGCAGAAGCUUCAUCGUCGAAUCCAGUGUCUGCUCCGGAAGCGCAGGCCCAGGCUUGA